This is a messenger RNA of Impatiens glandulifera, 1472 nucleotides long. RefSeq names its product transcription factor VIP1. Gene Ontology annotation, biological process: regulation of DNA-templated transcription. Lineage: Eukaryota; Viridiplantae; Streptophyta; Magnoliopsida; Ericales; Balsaminaceae. Gene Ontology annotation, molecular function: DNA-binding transcription factor activity. Bases 64 to 1122 code for a protein of 352 amino acids. Gene Ontology annotation, cellular component: nucleus. The transcript is spliced from 4 exons. The record is from RefSeq and is a predicted model, not a curated record.
CCCCACUCUCUCUCUCUUCAUUUCUAUCUCCUCUCUCUCUAUAUCUUCACUGUCGGUAAAAUUAUGGACCCGAAUUUCACCGGAAAACAUAUUCCGGCGCCGUUACUUGCCCGGACGGACAUCGAUCAGAUGCCGGAUACUCCAACUCGACGGGGAUAUCACCGACGAUCUCAAUCAGAAACCUUCUUACGCUUUGCCAGCGACUUACUAUUAGACGACGUCGUUCCAGACUUCAACCUAGCUGCUUUCGAUAUCCCUUCUCUUUCAUCCGAUACCGAGAAUAACGCUCCCAUGGCUGUUGAUUCUUCCAAAUCGGAUGCUGAGAGUUCCAUGGCUAUCAGGCCUACUGCUCCUAUUUCACACUUUAGAAGCUUAUCGGUUGGCGCCGAAUUUUUCGAGGGUUUAGAUUUUACGUCUGCUAUUGGCGGCUUUCCGGGUGAAUCGGAGAGGACUGGUGGAAAACCGCCGGCUGGGAGUCGUCAUAGACAUAGUAAUUCCAUGGAUGGAUUUUCCUCUUCUUUCGAGGCUGAUUCUCCGCUUAUGGAUAAUAUGAAGAAAGCGACGGGACCUGAUCGUCUAGCUGAGCUAGCUUUGCUCGAUCCGAAGAGAGCUAAAAGAAUUCUUGCGAAUAGACAAUCUGCGGCACGUUCAAAGGAGAGAAAAACUCGUUAUACUUGUGAACUAGAGAGAAAAGUACAGACCCUUCAGACAGAAGCAACCACAUUAUCAGCCCAGGUCACCAUGCUUCAGAGAGAUACUACUGGAUUGACUUCCGAAAACAAGGAACUUAAAAUGCGGUUGCAGGCUGUGGAAGAACAAGCGCAUCUUCGAGAUGCUCUAAAUGAUGCCCUGAGGGAAGAACUACAACGACUUAAGAUAGCAGCAGGUCAAACACCUUCUCCAGUUAAUAAUGGAAACCAGUUCAAUAGAGUUCUCCGUCCCCAUUUCUCCCCCCAACAACAACAGCAGAACAUGUUUCAAAACUUCUCAAACAACCAAACUCAACUGUCAUCCCAACACCAACACCAGCAACAACAUAUUCACAUGGGCCAUACUAAUAACGGAGGAAAUCAGAUGAACAAUGCGCCCAACUUCAUGGACUUCAACCAGAGAGGUCAGUAGUUAGUGUUUGGUUUUAGGGGGGGGUUUAUUUCGAAGGCUCCAUCCAUAGUAUAUGUAUAUAUAAGAAUACAUAUAUAGACAUAUGGGUACAAAAGGAAACUGCAGGAAAACAUCAUCUGAUGGUCAAAAUUCUCAAGUGAAAUGGUAAAAAAAAAAAAAAAAAAAUCAUGUAGAGAGGUUGUAGGCUACAAAAGUACAAACCAUGUUGUAGACUAGUUUAAUUGAUUGUGGUUUAUCUUUUGGAUUUGUUUCUCUAUGCAAGGUUUUUUCCUUUUUACUUUUAAUAUGGAUGUGAAAUUGGGAUCAAGAAUUACUAAAGUGGAAAUUGUUAGUUGAUGCUAUCAUUUCAA